CUCUCCAGAUGGACAAAGCUUCCGAACCUCAGUGGACGAGGUGCCUGCCUCUUUAAGAAAGAACAGGGAUCCAUCCAAGGACAUUGACGAUGACUCUGAUGAAGACUAUGAGAAUGUUCAAUUACCCGAUUCUGUGUUUGUGGACAUAACAGAAACAAGCAUUGUUGAAAAGUUAUUUAUGGAAAGCUCCAGUUCACCGCAGGACGGUCUCUACUGCAUCAGGAACUCAGGAACAAAGACAUCAAAGGUGCUGGUGGUGUGGGAUGUGGAUCUGUGCAAGGCCAGAAACUACAGGCUCUUUGAGGAGGACUCCCGGGUGUUCCUGGAGUUUGAGAUUACAUUUGCCUCCCUGUCAGCCCUAGUGGAACACUACCAUAGCCACCCUCUACCCAAUCACGACUCUCUGUGUCUGCAGCAGCCAUAUGGUUACAUCAUGCCCAGAUGACCCUGUCCUGACUCUACCUGAGGCCAUUGGCUCAAACGGACUCUCUCCUUUUGGGCAUCUAAUACAGUGCUGCAACUGUCAUGAACUACAGUCAAAACCUGCUGUGGUAGAAACAAAAUGACACUGGCCCCUGUAGGGCAAGUCAGAUUGUUGCAUUUCUGUAACCAAGCCUGAGUUUUUGUUGGAGUGAUUCUGAUGAGCGUCAUGGCAUGGGAUCUAGCCCGAAACAAUGCUUGGGCAGAGGUGCAACGAGUGCACAUGGUUGCAGUUGUGAAGAAAAUAUGGUAUCUGUGAGGAGGACAAUGAGCUCGAUAUACAGAACAAAGUUGUAUUAUGUGAGGACUACUGCAGGACUAGUACUCUAAAGGUCUGUCAUUACACUGGAUGGCACUGCUGUAGUGUUGUUCAGAAUACAAGCAAAAUGUGAAGAUUUGUGGGUUGAUUGCACAUUAAUGUCGGAAUAUUAAGCACUGGUUUUGCAUUACGUAUUGAGGACCAAUUAUGUGUAAAUCACUUAUUUAUUCCAGAAAGUUUAUGAAAUGUAUCAUAUUAUCUUCAGAAAAAAAGUUAUAUUUUAAAAUGCUUAGAUAAUGAUGGCUGUGAAUAUGGUGCAUAAAAACCUAUGCUAUCAAACUGUCCACACAUCCUAUUGCACUGUACAGAACUGUCCAUUUGGGAUAUGUAAAUUAAAUGUAUUGUAUAAAAUUAUUUUGUAAAAUUC
Salvelinus namaycush (lake trout) is the source of this 1166-nucleotide messenger RNA. Its product is annotated as SH3 domain-binding protein 2-like. The coding region runs from base 179 to 445 and encodes 88 amino acids. Lineage: Eukaryota; Metazoa; Chordata; Actinopteri; Salmoniformes; Salmonidae. Gene Ontology annotation, molecular function: SH3 domain binding. The record is from RefSeq and is a predicted model, not a curated record. The transcript is spliced from 5 exons. Gene Ontology annotation, biological process: signal transduction.